This is a messenger RNA of Arachis duranensis, 3267 nucleotides long. RefSeq names its product histone-lysine N-methyltransferase, H3 lysine-9 specific SUVH1. The transcript has 3 exons. The coding region runs from base 276 to 2669 and encodes 797 amino acids. Gene Ontology annotation, cellular component: nucleus. NCBI's taxonomy places the organism in Eukaryota, Viridiplantae, Streptophyta, Magnoliopsida, Fabales, Fabaceae. Gene Ontology annotation, molecular function: histone methyltransferase activity; protein binding; zinc ion binding. The record is from RefSeq and is a predicted model, not a curated record.
CUUCCUCACAACAAUUGAAAAGUUACGGUGUAUUUUCAUUUCAUUUUCUCUGCCGACUAGACUUUUCUAUUCGCACGAAGAAGAAUCUAUUGCAAGUUACUCACUUUUCUCGCACCACGAAGAUUUAUUCUUCUUUUGCAAAAUGACGAGAUAUUCCAAGUUGAGUGUUGCUUUAUGAAGUUGUGAAUUUGAAGGAAGAACAAAGGUGACUAAUUUUUAACUUAUGAAGCUUGCUUGUACUGUUACUUUAUUGAAAGUUAGGGAGGGUUAUAAUAAUGGAAGAAGGGUUAUGUCAAAACUCAUCAGAUUCUGGUUAUAAGUUAGGGAUUGUAGAUGUUAAACCCUUGCGUAGUUUGGCACCAGUGUUCCCGGAAUGUACGCUAGGUUCUACAUCUGCCCAGCCCCCAUAUGGAUUUUCUCCAUUUUUGCCCGUGGGUGUAAAUCAAGAAUCUCGAGCAUCCCCUGCUCCGACGCCAGCUCCGGUUCCGGCUCCUGCGCCAGCUCCGGUUCCGGCUCCUGCGCCUGCGCCAGUAAGGUCAUUUAGGAGUUCAGUAGUUGAAGAAGAAGCCCCGCGUGGAGCUGAUGGUGAUGGUUCUUCAUCAAUGGAGGGGCUUAGUGGUGCUGCUAAUGACCGAAACCAUGCAGCGCCAGAUAUGUGUGGAAGCAAACCACCUCCUGGUUCUAUUCCAGCUCCGGUUCCAUUAAGGUCCUUUAGGAGCCCUCUGGAUGAAGAAGAAACCCUGCACGGAGGAAAUGGUGAUGGUUCUUCGUCCGUGGAUGGGCUCAAUGGUGUUGUUAAUGACCAAAAUUGUAUGGCACCACAUAUGCGUGGUUGCAAGUCAUCUAACACAUCUAUACCGGCUCCGACUCCAUUACGGGUCUAUAGGAGCCCCCUAGUUGAAGAAGUAAACCUACGUGGACCUAAUGCGGAUGCUGGUUCAUCAUUUGAAGGGUUCAAUGGUGUUGCUAAUGCCCAAAAGCGUUCAGAACCAAAUUCACAAGGCACCAAAUCAUCCCAAAAGAGGAGCAGGGUAAAUCAAGAUUCAGAUUUUGUAUUGUCUUCGUCGAUCAGUCUUAGUCCAGAAAAAAGGAGUGACGCUGACCGUGAGACAGUUAAUUUUGUACUCAUGACAUUUGAUGCUCUUCGAAGAAGGCUAUUGCAACUUGAAGAAGCCAAGGAAUUGAACACGACUGGUGUUAUCAAGCGUGCAGAUUUAAGAGCUAGCAAUACUAUGACACUCAGAGGGGUUCGAACGAACCUGAGAAGGAGAAUAGGAGUAGUGCCUGGGAUUGAGAUUGGUGACAUUUUCUACCUACGAAUGGAGUUAUGUCUCGUGGGCUUACAUGGACAGACAAUGAGCGGAAUCGACUAUGCGACUAUGAAAUGUGAAUCUCAGGAGGAACCUUUGGCUCUAAGCAUUGUUUCCUCUGGAGAAUAUGAUGAUGAUACAGAGGAUAAUGAUAUUUUGGUAUAUAGUGGUCAGGGUGACUUCCACAAGAAAGAUAAGAAUGCGACUGAUCAGAAGCUUCAAAGGGGUAAUCUUGCUUUGGAUAAAAGUUCACAACGGCAUAAUGAAGUAAGAGUCAUCCGUGGACUGAAAGAUGCUACUAACAAAAGCACAAAAAUAUAUGUUUACGAUGGUUUGUAUAAAAUCCAAGAUUCUUGGAUAGAAAGGGGGAAAUCUGGUGGUGGCAUUUUUAAGUAUAAGUUUGUAAGAUUGCCUGAACAGCCCAGUGCUUUUGCUGUUUGGAAAUCAGUUCAGAAAUGGAAAGAAGGCACCCUUUCAAGGAGUGGUCUUAUUAUUAAAGAUCUCUCUUCAGGAAUCGAGAGUAUUCCUGUAUCACUUGUCAAUGAGGUUGAUAAUGCAAAGGGUCCUGGUUUCUUCACUUAUGUUCAUUCUCUCAAAAACCCAAAACCAUUUGGUUCAAUUAUGUCUUCUCAUGGAUGCAAUUGUAACAAAGCAUGUGUCCCAGGAGAUUUGAGUUGCUCUUGCAUUCAAAGAAAUGUUGGUGAUUUUCCAUAUAUUGCAAAUGGUUUUCUAGUAAGUCGGAAGCCAUUGGUUCAUGAAUGUGGCUCUAUGUGUCGUUGUCUUCCGAAUUGCAAAAAUCGAGUGUCCCAGUCUGGUUUAAAGCAUUACAUGGAAGUGUUCAAAACGAUGGAUCGAGGGUGGGGUCUUCGAUCAUUGGAUCCUAUUCGUGCUGGUACUUUUAUUUGUGAGUAUGCAGGAGAAGUUGUUGACAGAGCCAAGUUAAGUGUGAACGGGAGGGAAGGAGAUAAUGAGUACAUAUUUGAUACAAGCCGUAUUUUUAAACCUUUCAAGUGGAACUAUGAACCUAGCUUAUUGGAAGACGGGGCUUCAAGUGAUGGCAAUGAAGAUUAUGAUAUACAAUCCCAUCUAAUUAUAAGCGCCAAAGAUUUUGGGAACGUGGCUAGAUUCAUGAAUCAUAGUUGCUCCCCAAAUGUUUUCUGGCAGCCAGUUGUAUAUCAUGAAAACAAUCAAUCCUUCCUUCACAUUGCAUUUUUUGCCCUAAGACACAUUCCUCCGAUGACAGAGUUAACAUAUGAUUAUGGAGUUACCCGCUCUGGUCAUGCUGAGGGUAGCAGUUCAUCCAAGGGAAGGAAGAAAUGCUUUUGUGGAUCCCCAAAAUGUUAUGGUUCUUUUGGUUGACAUUUUUGCUGCUGUUUCUUAUAGACCUGCGUGUUGCUAGCAAUUGUAUCCAAGGAUGAAGAGGUGAAGAAGGCAUGUGAUGUCGUCAAUGGCAGAAUCCACUUUUGUUGUUCCAACUUAGUUGACACAUGCUUGCUUUGAUUAUUCAAAUUGAUCCACCCAGAUUUUGAAAAGGAAAAGUAAACUAGUUGGUUUAGAUUGUUAGAAAAUUCUUGCCCAGUCUAAGUUUAUAGGGUGGAAACUUUGAGUGAGGUGUGUAGUUAUGAUUCUUGGGACUAGAAAGUAUCAUCAUAUUUAAUCUUCAGUCCUUGAGUUAUGUAACCAACUAAUGUUGAUUUAGAGGAUACUUGUUUUCAUAUUUGGGAUUAAAGAAGCCGAUUUGUGAAACCAUGCUGGUUAUCCAAUCAAAAGCGUUAUUAUCAGCAUUCACUAGACUCUUAUGCUUACUUUUGGGAGAGUUGUUAAUUGUACCUAGUUUUUUAUGUUGGGAUCUGAGUCUUUAUUAUGGUUAAUGGAGUGUGAUUCGAUGAUAUCACUCUCAUAACAUCAAGUUCAAUAGCUAGGAUUUGUUAGAAAUAAAAUUUAAUUCAAUUCAAAA